Molecule: messenger RNA, 4730 nt
Organism: Cynocephalus volans (Philippine flying lemur)
Lineage: Eukaryota; Metazoa; Chordata; Mammalia; Dermoptera; Cynocephalidae
Gene: ZFP41
Product: ZFP41 zinc finger protein
Exons: 4
Coding region: 748-1344 (198 amino acids)
Biological process (GO): regulation of transcription by RNA polymerase II
Molecular function (GO): RNA polymerase II cis-regulatory region sequence-specific DNA binding; DNA-binding transcription factor activity, RNA polymerase II-specific
Source: RefSeq, a predicted model, not a curated record
AUGACCUGCUUUCCUGGGAGAUGCAGAGGAAGGAGUACUUCCUCAUAAUUUUGUUGAGGCUUCUUUCACCAGCAGAAAGAAACGUUUUUCGGGGCUUUAUGCUGGAAUUACUUUAGUUGGCACUGAGAGAAAGAGGCCAGUCAAGGAAGCUCAGGAAUAAUACGGCAGAGAAAUGGCAGAGCCAGGUUCUCAGCAGGCAAGAUGUGGGUGGCACAGGCCACUGCCUCUACAGACACCUGGCCUUACCUGUCGUUGGGACUGACUAAUUCUUGUUUGAGUUUGUGGUGAGACUGGGAUGCUAUUAGAUGGGGUUAUGGACAAUGUAUAUCAGAUCUUUCCUUCUCCCAAGAUGUCCUUACUAGAGACACUUGCAUAGCAUAACAUUCAGACAAUGAAAGCAGAAUCCUGGUUGAUGGUCAGUUGUUUUGGCCCCAAGUCUGGAUGAGAACUUGCCUCAGCUCCACAGCUCAGGCAGGAAGCAGUAGAGAAGCCAACCAGUGCACAGACUGCAGCCAGGGCCCAGGACUGCCACGCAUUCCCACGUGAGCUGGAGACUAGCAGCAAAGGGUGGUAGUGCUCUUCUUCCUGGUGCAGAGCUCCAGUUACGCACUCAGAAAGUGGAGAGUUGCCUCUAAAGCAAGCCGUUCCUGAGCAAGGGUAGCCACAGAGAAAGAAAACAGCCCCGGCCUUCCUUGUAGCCCAGGCUGCAGACCUGGGCCCUCAGUGGCUGCCAGGGAUCAGAGAAAAAUGGAAAAGCCUGUGGGCAGAAAAAAGAAGACACAGGCCCCGAAGAAGGAAAUGGAUGCGCAGAAGGACACUCCCAGAGAAGAGAAAGUGUCUGGGGGAGGAAAGCCAAACAGGAGAUGCGCUGCAGCCAGAAAGCACAGUGAAGAGCCGCGCCUAAGCCCUGAAGAUGAAGAACACAUCUUUGAUGCCUUUGAUGCUUCAUUUAAAGAUGACUUCGAGGGCAUCCCCGUGUUCGUUCCUUUUCAGAGGAGGAAGCCCUAUGAGUGCAGUGAGUGCGGGCGGGUCUUUAAACACAAGACAGAUCACAUUCGCCAUCAGAGAGUCCACACCGGAGAGAAGCCCUUCAAGUGCAAUCAGUGCGGGAAGACCUUCCGGCACAGCUCCGACGUCACUAAACAUCAGAGAAUUCACACUGGAGAGAAGCCCUUUAAAUGCGGGGAGUGCGGGAAAGCCUUUAACUGCGGUUCCAAUCUCCUGAAGCAUCAGAAGACACACACCGGAGAGAAGCCCUAUGAGUGUAAGGAAUGUGGGAAAGCCUUUGCCUACAGCUCCUGCCUCAUCCGACAUCGCAAGCGCCACCCACGGAAGAAGCACUGAGCGUGGGGAAGCUGCCCGAACCUUCCUGGUGGGCAUGCUGCGUGGCUUCCUCCCCACUCAGCAUCUGACCAAGGCCAGGAGUCAUGUGUAGCGUCCCUGCCGUCACCAGGAAAAUCUGCCCCAUCAGAUAUGCAAAGUCCAAACAGGUGAGAGACCUGUCUGCCCCAGAGAAUCUCCAUGGAUAGACACCGUGAUAACCAGGAAGCUCCCCCAGGCUGCUUGCAGCUACGGGCCAUUCUCCAAGCUGCUUGAUGCUGCUCGGGGCCCAGCACCAGAGGCAGACAGUGUGUUAACUGCCAUCCAGGGGAUAGGCUUGGGAUGCCUGAGAACACCUAGCAGCAGAGGCACAUGACAUUGGCAAGGGCCCACUCUGCUUUGGCACUUUCACCAGCACCUUUGAAGACUCAAGGUCUCCUGAUGCCCCAAGCCAGUCUCUAUGCAGCCUGCAGGAUCCUGUGGCCCUGAGCUAAGGGACAGUGCUCUCUGGUGAGCUCUGGGGACCCAGGUGCCCACCAGACUGCACCAGACCCCUGCUCGGCCCUGCUUAGCUGGCUUCAGUGACCAUCCUGCGGUUUGUCCUCUGGCUUUUCUCCUCAGGUGGAGCAUCAGUCCCUGAUGAUGCGCAGCCCCCUGUCUCCUGAAACUGGUCCGCACCGUGUGUCUUUCCAGCACAGCCGUCAUCCCAGGUGGGCAGCCUGACUUACGUGGAUGGACCACUGGAGACAUGGGCUCCUCAGGGCCUUGAAUGGUACCACUGUGGGAAAUUCCUGCCCCAGCUAUGUGGCAGGGCCCCUGGGUGCCAACGGCAGCUUCAAUCCUGCCUGUGUCUGCACAGGCCAGUCCUCCUCCAUUCAGAAUGUACCACUUGUCACCUCUCGCAGGGUGACGGAGACACAAAGGAUUACUCAGAGCCCAUGUAUCCAGAGCAAUGAGAGGCCCAAAGGGGCUGGACCCAGGGAGAACUCCAAGAGAGGAGAGCCCAGGCACAGCCCUGAGUCAGUUUUUAGAGUGGCUCACCCCAAAACAAGAAGUUCCUGAUGAACUAUGCAUGAAAAGGAACCCUAAAACUAGCAAGGAAGACUCCCGCAUUCCUGAGUUUGGAGGAGGAGAAGGAAAAUGGUCUGAUGAGAGCCACGAAGCCUCCCCCAGAGCAUGGGCUUGCGGCCAGGACCAGUACCCACGGCUCCAUCAGGCUGUCUUGGUUAAGGCUUCAUCCACCCAGGGGCGUCAACAGAGAGGCACAGCUGGGGACUCACCUGGGAAGAGCUGUGGCUGCAGGGACGGUCACCUUGGCAGCAGGAAUGCCAUGCUGCACAUGGGGUGAGUGCAGGGAAAUGUUUUGUCUGAGAGGCCUGCAAACACAGCACACAGCUGAGAAACUGGAAAGGCUGCGGGGGAGCUCUCGCUUGGUGACCACACGGAGGCUCAGACAGUCACAGUGGGCAGCUGUUCACGAAUGACCUCCAUUCCCACUCACUGCCAGCCAGCACCCACUGGAGAGCCACGCUAACAUGAGGCCCGCCCCAACGUCAGUUCCUGCUCACUUGAGCAAGGCCACCUGGAAGGGAGUGCUGGGAACUGGCUUGAUGUUCAGAACCUUCUCGACAUCUGAGAAGUGUGUUGAGGGAAGCAUGAGAACCCUUCAGCCAGGCAUCAGGGUUCUCAUUGCAGGAAAACAUUAAAGCAACACCCAGAAACUUCUCAGGAGCAUUUUGUGUCGACACCAGCCCUGGGUUGCACCUGGCCAUCACCUCCCAACCACCAUGUCCAGCAGGCACUGCCCCUGGGGCCUCAUCUGGCGGGAAGAGCACUGACCAGGACAGCCACAGCUGGGCCCCACCCGUCCAAGCACAGAGAACUACUGAAUGCCACAACUUCGUUCUGCCACGGGGACCUGAUAUCGAGUGUCCCUCAUGGCAGCAUUUUGCGAGCUCUGGCAGCGCUGUCCCUCCAGGCCUCAUCCUGGCCUGUGAGGGAAGGUGGGAGCCAUCUCUCGGGAGAAGCAGGAAGUGAGCACUGAGGAGGGGCGUUCAGCCCCUGGGACCAGACAUCUGGGGGACACAGAGCCAGCUUCAGGAAGGCAGAGCCCCUCCUUGUCUGGGCCUCUGUCCUCUUCCACACAUGUAGGGGGAGGGUGCAGACCAGCGACAUGGAUUUAAUGGCCCUGGCUGGGUCUAGCUGCAUUUCCUGGGGAGGCUGUGGACAUCAGGGUGCCCCUGGGCUUUAUUACUAGUGACCACUCAUCGAUCCCCAGUUUGGGCACCAAGAUGUGAUUGUUUCUUUUGUGCAAGUGAGCUGACACUGCAGAGGAAGAAGGACUUGGGGACAGGGUCCUGUGGCCUCAGCACCAGGGAGAAAGGCCAGGCACCUGGAUGGCAGACCUCACUGCAGAAGCUCCACAGGCACUGGGGAGACUGGAAUGAUUGCUCUGGAACAGGACAGGGGUAGGGGGUGUCUGCGGUCAGCAGGGCAUAGCUGAAGGGCAGCAGGAGGGUGGUGAGGAGGAUGGGCUAGGCUCUGAGUCGGUGCAGGCGGGGAGCUGGGCCCACUUGCCAAAGGUCACCUGCAGGUGAGGAGACUGCGCCAAGCACCCCAGCCUGUGCCCCUGAGAAUGCUGUGCUUCUGAGGUUGGUGUUCUUUUCUCCUGGCUUCCUCCUCAAACCCCAGACAACAGCAGCAAGGACGAAUGGACUGUCCUCACCUUGACCAGAAUCCCCUGUGAUUCCUGCUUGGCUGUGGUGGUGACUGCCCACCAAGAUCUGUGCUUGAUGCUGUUGCCUGCAGUCGCCCUUGCAGUGGCCCCAGGGGGCCCCAGGUGUGGGCAUACCUGCCAUACUGCUGGGGUGCUCCUUUUACCACAGCCUCAGCCAUGUCCACCUGGCUCGUGUUUUCUAGUGUCCGCACCUGUGUUUUCAUGUGUAGCUUUUUUCUGGUGAGGUUGAACACUUGGCCUGUCCAAACACUCCUGCCAUUUGCUAGUGGGACGUGCUCCUCCCGCUGUGUUCAUUCACAGCAGUCUACGUGCUGUGAAUGCUCCUGUAACAGCCCAUGGCUUGGCUUGUGUUGGUGGCAGAUACUGUCACUGGUCUAGUGUUUCCCACUGUUACUUUGUAUUGUCCAAAAACUUAACUUUCCAACUAGCCAAAGUGUUGAACUUUUUCAUAAUAUUCUCAGUCCUUAGUAAGUAUCCUGUACAGUUGGGGUAAAUAUUCUAUUUUGUUUUCAGCUAUGGUUUUUGUGGCUUUUUGUGUAUUGUGUUUGUUUUGUUUUCUUAGUCCCUAUGAGUUGCAGUAUUGGGUUCCCAUAUGACUUUUCAUUUGCCUCCACGUAUUCAUACAGAAUGUUUUCUUUCUUGCUGCUUGUUGAUAUCUAUUUUCUCAUAUAGU